CCGCCCCCGCCGCUCGGACGGCCCGAGUCGCGCCCUCCCGCCCCGCGCCGCCGAACUUGCUCUAACUUCCUCGGCCGAGCCGGGCCGCGCCGCUGCUGCAGCCGCCGUGCGCGGAUUCUGCUUCUCAGAAGAUGCACUAUUAUAGAUACUCUAACGCCAAGGUCAGCUGCUGGUACAAGUACCUCCUUUUCAGCUACAACAUCAUCUUCUGGUUGGCUGGAGUUGUCUUCCUCGGAGUUGGGCUGUGGGCAUGGAGCGAAAAGGGUGUACUGUCCGACCUCACCAAAGUGACCCGGAUGCAUGGAAUCGACCCCGUGGUGCUGGUCCUGAUGGUGGGCGUGGUGAUGUUCACCCUGGGGUUUGCCGGCUGCGUGGGGGCUCUGCGGGAGAAUAUCUGCCUGCUCAACUUUUUCUGUGGCACCAUCGUGCUCAUCUUCUUCCUGGAGCUGGCUGUGGCCGUUCUGGCCUUCCUGUUCCAGGACUGGGUGAGGGACCGGUUCCGGGAGUUCUUCGAGAGCAACAUCAAGUCCUACCGGGAUGACAUCGACCUGCAGAACCUCAUCGACUCCCUUCAGAAAGCGAACCAGUGCUGUGGUGCAUAUGGCCCUGAAGACUGGGACCUUAACGUCUACUUCAACUGCAGUGGCGCCAGCUACAGCCGAGAGAAGUGUGGGGUCCCCUUUUCCUGCUGCGUCCCGGAUCCUGCGCAAAAAGUUGUGAACACACAGUGUGGAUAUGAUGUUAGGAUUCAGCUGAAGAGCAAGUGGGACGAGUCCAUCUUCACGAAGGGCUGCAUCCAGGCGCUGGAGAGCUGGCUCCCGAGGAACAUUUACAUUGUGGCCGGCAUCUUCAUUGCCAUCUCGCUGCUGCAGAUAUUUGGCAUCUUCUUGGCGAGGACCCUGAUAUCAGACAUCGAGGCGGUGAAGGCCGGCCAUCACUUCUGAAGAGUUGAGGGAGCCGAGCUGAGCCACGCUGGGAGGCCAGAGCCUUUCUUUGCCGUCAGCCCUACAUCCAGAGGGAGAGGAGCCGACACCCCUGGAGCCAGCACUCCAUCUUCAGCAUCAGCGUGAUAUGACCUCUCUGUUUCUCCUUGCUGGUGCUGAAGACCAAGGGGUCCCCUUGUUACCUGCCCAAACUUGUGAUUGCAUCCCUGCUGGGGUCUACCCAGAGACAGAAUGUGUCUUUAUGUGGGAGUGGUGACUCUGAAGGACAGAGAAGGCUCCUGUGACUCAGAAGGACAGAGAAGGCUGCCAGGAGGGCUUGACUCAGUCCCCCUGCAGCUCUGCAGGACGUCUGCAGGACACCCUGGCCCCCUUUCCACUGGCGUCCAAACAUCUGCUUUGGGUCAUCCACAUCUGUGGGUGGGCCGUGGGUAGAGGGACCUGAAGACAUGGACAGGGCAUUUCUUUCCAUCAAGCCAAGCAGCACGGGGACCUGCCUGUAACUGGGGAGGCAGACGGGGCCCUGCUGGGCCUCUGAGUGCCAUUGUGGUCUGCGGGGACAUGCACACAUCAGGGGUUGUUUGCAGGAUCCUCAGCCAUGUUCAAGUGAAGUAAGCCUGAGCCAGUGCGUGGACUGGUGCCACGGGAGUGCCUUGUCCACUGCCCCGCCAUGUCUGCCAGCUGUUCUCCUGGUGCCAGAACUGCCUCUGGUCUUGACAGCAUUAAGCCCUGGUGGCGAUGGUGGGGCGGUGGACAUGGUUCUUCACUGAGAGCCGGCUCUCCUUUUCUUAAAGUGUGUAAAUAGUUUAUUUAUAGGGGUAAGAAUGUUCUCACACCAUUUCACUUCCUCUUCCUCUCCUCCAGCAUUCUUCUUUGAGCAGCCUUACAUGGUGUCCACGGCUGGAGCCGACCCUUUGAGUCCCCUUGAAUGUCUUAAGAACCAGCCCGUAACAGCCUCUCCUUCCCUUCCAUAUACUGCAGCCUCCCUCCAUGCAUCCCACACACAAGCACUCGCCCACUCGCCCACUCCCCAGUGUGGCCUCACUGUCUUCUGUCCUUGGUGCUACUGAAACUGUCAGCCAGAAUUUGAAUCCUGACCCUCCCCACUGCAAGCCUGGGGAGCCUUAGCCCAAGGUGGCCAGCCCGAAACUGUUGGCCAGGGCUUCUCUUUCGGCUGGGUACCCAGGACUGGCCAGCCUGCCAUUUGUCUCUCUCUGGACAGCCGUUCUGCAGCCAGACCCAGGGCCAAGCCAUGACCCCAGGCUGCAGCUGGUCAGAAGCUCUGGCGUUUUGUUUCUGACUUAAGUGGUGACCGCCCCCCACCAUAGGAUAUCAGUGGUGAGUGGUCCACCCUUCCCGUCAGGGCUGUUCUGGGGCCUGCUCUUGGAAAUGAAGUAUAGUGAGUAACACCCCUGGGGAUAGCUGGGACAUUUGUCCAGCUGGGCUGCUUUCUAAUGCUUUGCCAUAGCUCAUACCACUUCUCUCAUCGUUCAGGGAUUGAGUGCAACCUUCAGUUACUUGCUGGAGUGUACAUUCUAGUGUGGUGUAUACCAGUGGCUGUUGAUGAUGAUGUCAUCAUCUUUUUUUCCUUUCUCUUUUCUUUCUUUUCUUUUUUUUUUUUUUUUACAAUUUUCUGUAGACUAGGAGAAGAAUGCUUGUGUUUUUAGGAAGUGUGAUGCUUCUCUUUGACUGCCAAACUCUUUUAUGGAAUAUAUCUUUAUAUUAAUGCUGUUGUUUUGGUCGUUUUUGUUUGGGGUCACUAUCAAGAUGCUGCUAUGCAUCUCAGUGGUGAACGCAGCUGCCAGAGGAACCAAGGGAGAGGGUAUGUAGACUUUACCAAAGGGUGGAUAGUAAAGGCAGUUCGUCGAUAGCACAACCUGACAUACAUUUUAUUGAGUGAUUUUUUUUUUAAGAUUCUGUACGGCGGCACUUUCAUUAUCCCUUGUGUGCAGGCUGCAGCCAGCACACUUGGCUUGUGGUCUAUCCCCAGCUGUGUGUGCUGGAGAAACUUCAACUCCAUAGGUCUAGAGGAAACAUUAUUUUAGGCUAUUUCUGUCCACCCUGGGUGAUACUAUUUAUUGAUCCAAGCAAAAGAGCUUGGGGAUGCCGAGUCAAAUUGUGAUGUGGAGUUGAAGUCUGGGCACUGCCACUGCCUGAGCUGUGUGUGUCCUGGGCAUGCUGGCCUGUCUGUGAAGGGGGUUGGUGACGGUGCCCGCUUCACUACGUGCCUCUGGCCCAGCCUCCCAUGGGGAAGUGGGUGGCCGCAGACCCUGCCUGCUAGUGUGUUGGCGCUAAAACCUCCUGGAAGGCUCCUGCAGGCCUGACCCUUCUAUUUCUGUAGACCUAGUUCAGGAUGAAGUCUAAGUGUGACUUCUGCAGAGUUGGGUUUGUCUUUUGCCAUUUUCGGCCAUGUCAUGUGACUGAAUAAUUGGAUGAGGAAUGGAAGGAAAGCAAGGAUGAGAGCCGGGCAUGUGGCGGUCUCCACCCAGGAUGGGCUGUCUGCACAGAGGCACAGGGCAGGCCUCCUGUGCGCUCCCCACCCAGCACUGGCCUGCCCUGAAUCCCCACCUUCCCUGGUUGGAGGUCUGCUGUGGCAUCUGCACCCUGUCCUCACCCCACCAUGCACAUACUCACUUUAAAGUCUUGGGUUCCUUCCUGUACCCCCUCCCCGAUCCCGGUCCACCCCCUUUCAGGAUCUUGCCACGUUAUUUUUCCCGUCCCCUAUUCCUGUCACUAGCCUGCCUUUCCCCAUCCUAAAAACUUGCUGUGGCCCUGUGGCUGCCUCCCUUUUUUUCCCAGGUAGCUUCUUAUCUGGGUUGCUUGUACCCCUCCUUUCCACCACCCACCACACUGCAUGUAGCUGAAAGCUGCCUAUCCCAGCUGUCAACCCAGACCUUCCUUUGGCCUCUGUAGCACUGGACACCGCACCUCCUGAAAGUCCUCUGCUUCAGAGGCCCUGGCUUGCCAGUUCUCUGACCUCUCUCAUCUGUCUGCUCAGGACUCCACUGCAGCUGUCCUUACUGGCCUCCAGGGAAUCCCACUUCCCACAGGACAGGGCUGUGGGCUGGGCAGAAAAACCCAUCUGCACGGUCCACAAGAAACCUGGCACUCAGUUUCUCCAUGAACAUCAAUGACAAUUGAUGGAUACAGAACCUUCCUGGAACAUAGAAUUUCUCCAGGAGAUACCCAGAGGCCACUGGGGAGGUGACAGGCACGCAUGUGAGUGUAGAUGGCUGCAAUGUUGGUCCCAGCAGCAGAGAGGGUCUCAGUCUCAACAGGGAGCCCACCUGAUGGUUUCUCAGCCAGCAGUCUCAGAGGAAUAUAGACUGCAGAGAAAGGAGAGAAGUAGCAGUGGUCUUGGCACCUAAGGCAUCCUGCUCUCAUGGGAAGGUCUCUGCCCAGGUAUCAGGUGCAUCAGCCUGUCGCCCACUGGUUCAAAGCUUUCAGCUGUGCUGGGUGAGGGUGGGUGGUGGAGUGCUGAAUGACCUUCAUGGGUGGGCAUUUCCAGCUCUAUGGUCAAUGGGGUGUCUGUCCACAAAAUCACAGGGUUUUUAGGUUGUGUGUUUGGGGCUAUGGGAACCUGUCCCCCAUGAUGGAUCUUGGUAGGGACACCUCCCUGUGCUUGUGUCUGUCGUGCCCGGGAGGAUGCUGCCCGGCCUUCCAGGGCAGGUGACCAUCUGCAGCCGUGUCCUCAUUCAUCUAGAUGCCUUCCAGAAAUCUGGGGAGCCAUACACCUUUAGAGCCUUUUUAGCUCCUUAUCAAGUUGGCAAGGCUUGGCCAUUCAUGUUCAAGGCUGCAUUAAAGGCACGUUCAUUCUCAAAUGUUUUUGGCGUCUCCAGGGUGCCUCAGGAAAACGUGAAGUGGGCAUUGUAGAACUUGGAACUACUGUGUAACUUUGGAAGAAGAAGUUAAGGGUACAUAAGUGGAUACUGUUUUGAUGAAAUUGCCAACUUCAGUGAGCCCAGCUUUGGGAAGGUGGACAUGAGUAUUCCUUACAAGGGUCUGAAACAAUUUUUUCUUCACUCAGCUUUCUUUUUGUGCGCUGCAUCUUAUAUUCCAUCAGGGGCUUCCAAUGCAUGGUAGUAACUGUCAGAACUGGCCGGGCGCAAGUGGCUCACACCUGUAAUCCCAGCACUUCGGAGGCCAAGGCAGGCGGAUCACUUGAGGCCAGGAAUUCAAGACCAGCCCAGCCAACAUGGUGAUACCCCAGCUCUACUAAAAAUACAAAAAUUGGCUGGGCAUGAUAAUGCAUGCUUGUUGUCCCAGCUGCUUGGGAGGCUGAGGCAGGAGAAUCACUUGAACCUGGGAGGCGGAGGUUGCAGUGAGCCAAGAUCAAGCCACUGCACUCCAGCCUGGGUGACAGAGGACGCUCCAACUUAAAAAAUAAAAUUAAAAAAAACUACCAGAAUAAAUUAUCACCUUGGACCAUAAUUUUGUCACCUCAAACAACUUUUAAACUAGUCUUUUAAAAAAGUAUACUUAAAUAAAAAUCUAAACAUAGAAUGUAAAAUGAAAA
Messenger RNA from Cebus imitator (Panamanian white-faced capuchin), 5457 nucleotides. It is a transcript of the gene TSPAN14, whose product is annotated as tetraspanin 14. The record is from RefSeq and is a predicted model, not a curated record. The transcript has 9 exons. The coding region runs from base 132 to 944 and encodes 270 amino acids. Lineage: Eukaryota; Metazoa; Chordata; Mammalia; Primates; Cebidae. Gene Ontology annotation, cellular component: membrane. Gene Ontology annotation, biological process: protein maturation; protein localization to plasma membrane; regulation of vascular endothelial growth factor signaling pathway.